This is a messenger RNA of Spodoptera frugiperda (fall armyworm), 2738 nucleotides long. RefSeq lists its product as uncharacterized. The transcript is spliced from 2 exons. Bases 263 to 2041 code for a protein of 592 amino acids. NCBI's taxonomy places the organism in Eukaryota, Metazoa, Arthropoda, Insecta, Lepidoptera, Noctuidae. The record is from RefSeq and is a predicted model, not a curated record.
GUAGUUGAACGCGGCGCGCGCGCAGGCCACUCGUGUAGUAGAAGCGAAUCGCUUUUUCGAAUCGAAAUCCGAAUCAGAGGAAAUCGCUUAGUGUUGCAUCGAGUCCUGGUGCCGGCCUGCACCCCACACCCCGAUGUGCUCCCAGUAACCCCUGCCUCCCAAUAAGAUGUGUUUGUUAGUUAUUCCUGUCAGAGUGGACAUGUCAUUAUCGAUACAGUAGAACUAACUAGUGUGUUAAGGUGCGCCGUUGUCCUGCUGCGAAAUGAAUUACAACCUAUUAUGGAUUGUCCUUCUGAUCCUAUCAAGUUACACGGCAUCGUUACCGGUACCGAACCAGUACGAUUUGAGCGUCAUCGGCCUCGACCAUGAAUCUAUGAAUAAUUCUCCAAAAUUGCCGAGGUAUGAAGAUUCACCUGGUUCCUCGGAUGAGAAAGUUAUAUCAGUAAGAAUAACAUCAUCAGUGGCCGUCGGUCGUGGCAAACCUAUGUAUAGAUACCCCAGCGGUGAGGUAAAAGAACCUGUGCGCAAUGAUGAUCAGCCUAAAGUUUCUGUCUCAGAAACACAAACUCAGAACACAAUGACCAAAAUUGAUGAGUUGAUGCAAACAGGAACUACAAGUCUACCGCCAAAUCUAGUAGGCGCUAAUAUAGAAUAUUUAAAACAAUUAAAUGCGAAAAAAGAAUCAAGAGAACACAAUUCAGGUCAAAUGUACCCGAUGAUGUUACCGAUCGACGAAAACCAUAACGACGACGAACCCUUGAGAAAAACAGACGAAUACGAAGAAAGUAUCCUUGAUGUACCACUUGCUAGAAAAGUACCAUCGACAGCGGAUGCUAACAGAUUUGAAGAUCAGAAAUCUAUUCAAAGAUUCAGAAAUGCAGAAAUUAACUCACCGGUCGAAUCCUAUCUUCAAAACCAACAUAAUGACACAACAAGAGCGGCAUUGUUUCAACCUUCCAUGGAACUCGUAUCAGAAAGUAGUAGUAAAGAUGAUCAAAACGUGACAAAUGUUACAACUAUUGACGAUCCACAAACUGAUCGUAAAGAAACUAGAGAUACAGAUCUGUUAACUGCAAUUAGAUCUUUUACGUCUGAUAAUAAGAAUGAUCAAAAUGACGACUCUGUAGCUGAACCAUCUAUAAAGUCAGUCGAAUUUGCGAAAUAUAACGAAGGAAUAGAAAACAUACCACCGACAGCUACUAUGUUGCCAAGCCACUCCCCAAAUAACCUUCAAGGUUUGACAAAUAGACCGCUAAUUGAUGGACGAAAUAACCCAAGAUUAACCACAGUUAGUUUUAAUGUUGUACACGAUACACCCAAAACCACUAAUGACAACGAACCUAGUACCUCGUACAUAACUUCGAGUCAAGUGAUUAAUAAUCCAAAACAAUUUUAUGAUCCUCCCAAAAUUUACAGCCAACCGGCACAAAUAUAUAGUGAACCAGCUAAAUUUUACAGUGAACCAGCUAAAGUAUACAGUGAGCCAGCUAAGAUAUAUAGUGAGCCGGCUAAAAUAUACAGUGAACCUGCCAAAGUUUAUAGUGAACCGUCCAAGUUUUACAGUGAACCUGCUUCUUUACACCUUAAUGAAAACGUUCCUUCAAGCAUACCUCCUAACUACUCUCCGUGGCAAAGACAACCCCAAACGCCCUUUGGUAGCAGCACAGUAAAUACCACACCAAUAAGUACUGUUACUAAUGCAUUUCAACAACAGACUACCUUAGAGCAUCAGCCGGAGAAAAACUACGAAGUUGACGAAAAAGUGAGCGUGUUAACAGACGGACGUAGCCACGGCGUGCAGCCAGAUACGAGCACUGAGAAGUGUAAACAAGACAACUGUAAAGUAGGAUACGUUCUCGAAGGACGGCAGUUUAAGAAGUAUAGAGUAGAAGAAAGAACUCCAGAUGGGUUCAUAGUUGGGGAAUACGGGGUGGUGAGAAACGAGGACGGCGCGCUACGCGGCGUGCGCUACACGGCCGACAGCGAUGCCAGUCCGCGGCUCAUACACGACGCACUCAUGAAGUUCCUACAGCUCACAUAGUUAAUACUCACUCUUCUGGUCCGAAUCCAAAAUAAACGCACACAUAACUUACUUGCUCAUUUAAUUAAGUACUUACAUCAAAUAUCAUAAUUAUAUGAAUAACCAACAAUAAAAGUACAUUUUAACAGUUUACUAUUAUAAAGACUGAAUGAUUAAAUAUAUAAUGCAAAUCCAUAUGUUCCACUUUAGUACCUUCAACUUGUAUUAUGUUCGGAAAAUCACUUAAAACGAUCAUAAAACAAAAUGUCAAACCUCUGUGUCUGCCCCAUUCGAUGGACUAAGUUUUUUUUAGAUUUGAACAUAAAGAGCAUGGUCUAUAAAAUAUUGAAAAAUAACGUCAUGUUUUAUGGACCAACUAGUGUUCUAUUAGGUGCAACUGUACUUUAGUAUCUUGCUUCCAGAAGAUGUAAUAAAUAAAUUGUAUGUAAAUUAUUACGGUGCAUUGGGAGGUGACCACAUACUCGUAGUUGUAAUUAAAGCAUAGAAAUAUAAUAAAAAGAAACUCUCGAUGUUUUCUUAAUAUGUAUGUACUACUUAAUUCAUAAUUCUGGUGCCAUGUAUCCUCUGUACACGAAUUUAUUAAUACUUGUCGCAGUUGUAGCCUCGCUGUCGCUUCUAUGUUAACUUAAUCAAUUAUUGUAAAUAAAUAGGUAAGGAUACACAAUUAUGAGAUAAAUAUUAUUGAUGAACGAACAUG